Pyricularia oryzae 70-15 is the source of this 860-nucleotide messenger RNA. RefSeq lists its product as uncharacterized. NCBI's taxonomy places the organism in Eukaryota, Fungi, Ascomycota, Sordariomycetes, Magnaporthales, Pyriculariaceae. Bases 120 to 770 code for a protein of 216 amino acids. The record is from RefSeq and is a predicted model, not a curated record. The transcript has a single exon.
CCCAGGUCUGAUACAACAACGCGUGGCGGCGUGGCUGAUGUGAAUUGGCUGAUCUUGCAAGUCUGUUGCCCGUUCCACUUGGCCAGUCAGCGCAGGCAGCACAACCAAGUCCACACAUCAUGAAGUACGGCGAGAUCCUCGUGGUCCUGCCCACUGCCGUGGCCGCAAUCCACAACCCUCUGCCCGCAGCCCCGGAGCCACACCUGGCUGCGCGCCAACAAGCCACCAGAACGAGGACGACAAGCGGGCUCGACGAAUCCCAGGCCACCAGCUGCGUGUCCAUAUUCUGGGCCCGUGAAGCCCUGGCCUCGUCGCUCGAGGCAGAGCAGCCAGCGCCGCUCACGUCGUACUGGUCCGCGCUGUACCGGUCGGCUACGGACGAAUGCGGCAGCGUCGUUGCCGUACAAACAGCUCCGCCCAUGCCGGAUCCGCUCCUCUCGAUAUAUGCGGAUUGGGAGUCGAGUGCGAGGUCGGCCAUGUUUGAUAGCGAACCGCCGCUCGAGUGCGAUUCGGUGAUCAACGACAUUCUACUUUCGCGAAAGCAAAGCCGCUUUGCUGCCCAGCAGACGUGCUUGAAGGCAUACUCGUCGAGUGUUGCUGCUGUUGCCACCGCCGCCGCCACCACCGGCGCCGCCUCGAGCACCUCGGCUGCGACGACGACGACAUCGGCCGGGACGCCAGCCAACACGGGCGCAGCGGGCAGGAGUGGUGUUUCAGCCAGCCUUGCCUUAAGCGCCAUGGCUGUUUUCGGGUAUUUUGGACUGGUCUGAAUGUGAAGGAAGGGGCCAGUCCGCGCCGACAGCUUGGAGCUGAUCAGCUAGUCUUGCGAAGAAAAGUGCCGUGUUUCGACAUGCAAACCA